AUGGCAAUAAGGGUGAAUGGACUAUGUGAAAAGAUGAGCAAAAUGUAUUCGGGAAACUGCUACGGCAAGCAGUGCGAUGACAAGUGUAAAGAGUGGGAGCACGCAGCCCAUGGAGCUUGUCACUCCCGUGAAGGGAAGACUAAUUGCUACUGCUAUUAUGAGGACUGUGCCAAGGCACCGCCUAGUGGAAAAGACGGUGCAGGUGGUGGUAGUGGCAAAGGGGACGGUGGUGGAAAAGGAGCUGGUGGUGGUAGUGGAAAAGGUGACGAAGGUGGCAAAGGAGCUGGUGGUGGAAGUGGUUCAGGUGGUAGUGGAAAAGGUGAUGGAAAUGGUAAAGGGGAGGGUGGUGGUAGUGGCAAAGGGGAGGGUGGUGGAAGUGGAAAAGGGGACGGUGGUGGCAAAGGAGCUGGUGGAGGAAGUGGAAAAAGUGGUAGUGGAAAAGGUGAUGGAAGUGGUAAAGGAGAUGGUGGUAGUAGUGGAAAAGGUGAUGGAGGUGGCAAAGGAGCGGGUGGUGGAAGUGGUUCAGGUGGUAGUGGAAAAGGUGAUGGAAGUGGUAAAGGAGAUGGUGGUGCCAAAGGCGACAGUGGUGGAAGUGGAAAAGGCAGUGGUGGUGGCAGCGGUGGUGGUGGUGGGGGUAGUAGUGGCAAAGGCGAUGGAGGUGGAAGUGGAAAAGGCGACAGUGGUGGAGGCAGCGGGGCGGGCGGUGGUGGUGGUUCAGGAGGUGGAAGUGGAAGUGGAAGUGGAAAAGGUGACGGUGGUGGGAAAGGAGGCCCUGGUGGAGGAGAUAAUCCGUGUAAGCAUAUUGUUGAUUAGAGGAUAAAGAUUUAAGCCAAUAAAUCCUUGAACAUGGUUAUGAAUAAAGAGAGGAUGCUGUCUGCUUUUUACUAAAUGUAUUCACCGUUACUUCAAAUUGUAACAACUUAGAGCAUUCUCGCAUUUGCAAUGAUACAGACCCAUA
Molecule: messenger RNA, 958 nt
Organism: Helianthus annuus (common sunflower)
Lineage: Eukaryota; Viridiplantae; Streptophyta; Magnoliopsida; Asterales; Asteraceae
Product: glycine-rich cell wall structural protein 2
Exons: 1
Coding region: 1-813 (270 amino acids)
Source: RefSeq, a predicted model, not a curated record